UGCCUCUGGCCUGAAAAAAUAAGAGUUCUGGCUAAGGAAAAUUAUUGUUCACAAAUAAUUUCAAAUAUGAAUAAUCCCAGUUUAUCGAACAUCCAAAAUGCAUUAGUAAAAUACCAAUAUACAUAUUAUGGUUCUCCAUCUCCUGAAAGCUGCCCACUCCCUCCAGCAACUUGGGGGCAAAAGAAUAACAACGCACCACUGGUCACAAGAGAAUCUAGAAUUAUUGUCGAAAGUCUAAUUAGCAAUUGGAACAAUCAGAAUGUUAAUCCUUUUCAAAAUACUCAGCAAAACUAUGGACAAUGUUUUAGCGUACAAGAUUACAAUGAUAUAAUAAGCAAGCAGUUGUCAGAGAUCUACAACUAUCAAUAUAAUCAAAGAAAUAAUUUGAAAAACUAUGACAAUUUAGGUUUUAAUCAAGAUAUGCAGAAUAAUUAUGUCUAUGGUUUCAAUGAAAGGACACACAAUUAUUGGAGCCAAAGUGAUGAGAUGAAUUACCAAAAUAGAUAUUUAUAUCACAAAGCCAAUGAUAGAAUGCAUUAUUAUGACAGGAACACUAUGGGAGAAAAAUUUCAUUGCAACACCUAUGGUAGAAUGGAUGGAUAUUAUGGGAACAACAUGGAAAGAAAUAUAAAUUUCAAUGCCUGUGAUCAAGUGAAUGAUUAUAACAGGAACAACAUGGAAAGAAGUGUAACUUUCAAUGCCUUUGAAAGAAUGGAUGGUUAUAACAGGAACAACUUCGAAAGAAAUGUAGAUUACAAUGCAUAUGAUAGAACGGUCGGUUACAACAGGAACAACAUGAAUGAACGACCAUUUGACCACCAAUUUAAUGGUGAAUUGACAAAUGGUUAUGAUCUCAAUGGCAGAUAUGAAAAUAGAAUCAACUGUUAUAACAAAGAUUAUUAUAAUAACUAUAAUUGGCGUAUGGACAAUCAGAACAGAAAAGAAUGCAAUAGAUAUGAAUGGAAAAGAGGCUAUUGUAACAAUUAUAAUCAUUUCAACACGAAAAGACCUAAGUGGAGGAACCAGAGAUAUAAACAGAAGAAUGGGCACCAAUGUUCAAAGUGCAAUAAAACGUUUCAUAACCGAAGUCAAAUGAGAUUGCAUGAAAGAACUCAUAGGACACCGUCCCCCAUAGAACAAACUGAUGUUCAAAAGUCAAACGGCUGUGAUAAUAUCAAGAAAGAGGUGAGCAGUUGCAACAGUUUUCAGUUUAUGAACGGGAGGCCAUCUUCACAUUCAACUCCCAGAGACUUGGAAUUGUCGAAUGAAGAGAAAAUGUUUAAAUGUCCCCAUUGCCCAAAGAGCUUUGCAAAAAGUAGCGAAAUGAGCCGGCAUUUGAAUAUUCAUACACCUGGUAUAGAGUAUGUUUGCAAAGUCUGCUCCUCGGUUUAUUUCACUGAAACUCAGCUGAAGUUUCAUGAAUUGAUUCAUUCUCAGGAUAAUAACAACAAUAAACCACUAAAUGCUAUGAAAUGAAUCGAGUUGGUUUUUUUCGUAUUGUGACAAAAUGGACAUAAAGCCAUUAUUUUAUUUAAUUUGGUACACUUUUUUAAAUUAAACAAUUUAUUAAAUAUAUUUUUUUGAGAA
Molecule: messenger RNA, 1587 nt
Organism: Cimex lectularius (bed bug)
Lineage: Eukaryota; Metazoa; Arthropoda; Insecta; Hemiptera; Cimicidae
Product: probable serine/threonine-protein kinase clkA
Exons: 9
Coding region: 67-1476 (469 amino acids)
Biological process (GO): regulation of transcription by RNA polymerase II
Cellular component (GO): nucleus
Molecular function (GO): RNA polymerase II cis-regulatory region sequence-specific DNA binding; DNA-binding transcription factor activity, RNA polymerase II-specific
Source: RefSeq, a predicted model, not a curated record